Molecule: messenger RNA, 789 nt
Organism: Cantharellus anzutake
Lineage: Eukaryota; Fungi; Basidiomycota; Agaricomycetes; Cantharellales; Hydnaceae
Exons: 5
Coding region: 1-789 (262 amino acids)
Source: RefSeq, a predicted model, not a curated record
AUGCCCCACAUUGAUUCUUCCCCCGCAACGAACAAAAUCCCUCCCUUCCUCACCACAUCCUCGCCCUCAUGCCCCUCUCAGUCAAUCCCUCAUGCUGAAAAACAGCCGGCCUUCACCCGGACCGCCAGAAUAUCUGACGCAAGCAACGGGGCCCGCGUGCCAAUGCGCGCAUGCGACGGACAACUGAAUAGCGCGGUGCUACCACGGACACACGAAGGGCACAAAAGGGUGCCUGGAUCUAUCCCGUCCGAUAUAAAGCGCCACUAUUACUGCCAAGCCGCUCGAGAGGAGAUCCGGGAAGUCAUUAAUGAUGUAGAGCCUCGUACCACUCAUCAUCCGUUACCCGCGACCCAGAGGUUUUCGAAUUUUCUGGAACAGGCAAGGAGGCUGAGCCUAGUCAAUGAUCCAGCCACCCUACAUCAGGAAAUCUCAUCCCAGUUCCAGAUUCGGCAGCAGAGUGAUGCGUUUACUCUUGCAGCGUCCGGAGUCAGCAGCUCUGCAACGAUGGAAUCGACUCCUGCUGAGUCUAUCCUCCAAUUCGAUCCACUCCUUUUUGAUCCCUCUUCUGUACAUCCCAUACAUGAUUCCGUGAAUCUCGUCGAUGGCGCACCAGAUCGGGUGGUAUAUCUUAGUCCCACUGGCUCGGAGGGACCCAGCCAUCACUCAAGACCGUCGACACUACCCGCACAUCCCGAACCAGACGGGACCCCUCAAGAUAUUCACGUGGUCAUCGAGAGCUUGAGGCUGUUCUUACGAUACUGCGGAUACGAACUUGUUCGUAUCAGAUGA